Molecule: messenger RNA, 4183 nt
Organism: Syngnathus typhle (broad-nosed pipefish)
Lineage: Eukaryota; Metazoa; Chordata; Actinopteri; Syngnathiformes; Syngnathidae
Product: coiled-coil domain-containing protein 40-like
Exons: 18
Coding region: 210-3131 (973 amino acids)
Biological process (GO): epithelial cilium movement involved in determination of left/right asymmetry; heart looping; axoneme assembly
Cellular component (GO): cilium; cytoplasm
Source: RefSeq, a predicted model, not a curated record
UUGUCAGAUUGUUCAGUGUUGCAAUGAAAUGUCGAUCAGGUUGAGGUUGUUACUACUUGGUUUAAUUUAAGACACGUCGAGUAGUUUUGUGCAUCGAUUGCCAGGCUAGCAAAACGACACUUGUUAUUAGCACUAGUCAGUCGGUUGUUAAUUAUUGACAUGCCGUGUCAAAAGAAUAUGAUUGUUUUCUUGUUGAUUUGACAGUCUCAAUGCAGAGAGCCGAAGCGCAAUCAGCUGAUGGGGAUGGAUGGGUGGAGGCCGAAGAGGAACACAUUGAGCUCCUUGAUGGCAGUGAACAAGAAGCAAACUACGUUGGAGCAAAUAUGUCUCCUCCACGGCCAGGAUCAGAACUUGUUGAUGUGAGCCCACGGUCUCAGGCUGACGUCAUUGAUGCUGAUGGAGACCCCGCUGCUACUAGACAUACUGAGCAGGACAAUACUUCCCAGGUUGGGUCAGCAACCCAUUUUGCAAAGUCUUCAGAGGACAUGAAGGAAGAAGAACCACUGAUGGAGGAUGAGGAUGAGCUCAUUGUUCUUGAUGCUGAACAUCCUCUGGUUGCAAAGAAGCAAGCUGCACUGAAGAAGCAACUCAUCAAGGAUCUGGAGAGAGUCAAACUGGAUCUAAGCGAAGAGGUGGGUUUUGAGAAAGCAGAGGCGAGCCAAACAGAGGAAAUAUACGUGCAGCUGUACAGGGAACAGGAGAGGCUCAAACGUCUCCAGACAAGACUAGAUGACCAACAGCAGACCAAGGUCUUGUCUGAAGGAAAACAUCAAAAGGUGCAAGAUGAACUUGAGGCAGUAAAGUUAUGCCAGUCCAGCGCUACCACCCAGUGCAGUAACGCAAGAGCCGAUGUAUCCAACCUACAAACAGAGCUAGACAAACUGAACUCACAGCUCAAUUUCACUCAAGAAAUCAGUGAAGAUCUGCAUUCUAAUCUAAAAGCCAUGAAGAACAUCACGCGCAAAACAGCAGCUAAAAAGUCCCAAGUCGAAGACCAGAAACUCAACCAGGACAUGUAUGUGGAGCACCUCACAAAGGUCUUGGAGAGACUGACACAACAGAAGGAUAUCUAUGAGGCUCAGACCAAAGCCCAGGCAGAGACAACUGAGGCAACCAAGGAAGCUCUUUCUGAGGCGGAAAUGCAAAUGGUGUCUCUGGCGAUGUCACAGAAACAGCUUUUACAUCAGUGGAACAAGAGCCUGGUGGAUUUGAAGAGACGAGAUGACGACUUCAGAGCAAUGCAGGAGGCUAUACGGAUGGCUGAGCACCAAGUGAUUGUGCUGGACAGAGAGAUUGCAAGCAUUAAGAAAUCCAUCUCUGGGCGACAGGAAGAAAGCGAGACUUUGACCAUGCUGCUGAACUGUGGCCAGAUGGAUUGUGAUGUCACAAAAAAGAUGAUUACUCAGAAGCAGACCCAACAUGAAACUCUGUGGGCCCAAUACAGCAUCUACCUCCGUGCUUUGGGGCAGACGGAGCGGACACUCGCAGAACUCACGAAGGAGGACAGUAUUCUUGAGGCUGAGGUGACUGAUCAGAGACGAAAGCUGGAGAAAAACAAAGAAAAACACCUGGAACUGGAGAACUACAUCAUGACUCGAAUGCUACAGAAGCUCAUGGACAACAAGGCCGCUCAGUAUUACCAACGACUCACCAACAAGAAAGCCUCACUCAAGAAAGAGAAGGUCUAUCAGCUGUGGCAUUUGGAGAAUGAGAUAAUGUCAGCUAACGUGGAGAGUAAAGUGAUCGAUGAGAAACUGGAAAACUUGGCCCGAUCUCAGAGGGAGCUCGAUGAGGAAAUCACAAAAUACAACAAGGUGGUCGCAUCUAAUCAGGCUGACAGUUCUUCCAUUGAUGCACUUGUCACACAGAAAGAAACCGCUAUUGCUAACUACAACAAAAAAAAGGAUCUCAUCGCAGCUCGCACUGGGCAUGAAGACCUCAGUCCUCUGCAAAUCAAAGUUGAGGCAAUCAAGACUGAGUCUGAGGAAUUGUCAGAAAAAAUCAAGACUGAUCAGCAACUGUGGCUGAAGCAUCAGGGAACACUUGUUGGAUUGGCGCUAGAGAUUCAGGCUCACAACAAGGAAUACAACAAACUUCAGGCAAAGUACACUGUGAUGUGUCAGAAGAAGAUUUAUCUGGAGCGUCAGAUUGAAGUCAUGCACCGUGACGAGAAUGAGGUGGAGAAGAACAAUAAGAUGCUUCAAAGAGACUUGCUUAAGCUCAACACGCUUCUGAGCAAGAACACCCAGUUGGGCCAUGCUGUCGAGCAGGAGAACGCUAUGAUAGAGACCGACUUCCUUCACCAACUCAAGGAGGCAGAACGGGAGUCUGUUGCAAUGGAAUUGAAACUGGAGAAGACCCAGGGGGAAAAAGAGAAACUCCUCAGCAGUUUGCUGGAGGCUGAGCGACAGAUCAUGCUGUGGGAAAAGAAGACUCACCUUAUGAAAGAGACACGCUUAGUAGUGGAGGAGAGUCAUGGAGAAAUCCAGAUAAUGAAGGAAGACGUUCACCGUAUGGAGCGGCAGCUCAACCAGCUGAUGAAGCAGCGGGAGCAGCUCGUGAGGGAGAGUGUCGCGGCCGUGGAAAAGAGAGGAAACAUCAUCGAGCGCAAUGAUGCCCUGACCGGGAGCGCUAAAAAGCAAAUUACAAAGGGCGAGCUAAAUCUCAUCAAUGAUGGCUUGCGGCGCAAAAUAAAAGAAGCGCAAAAGAUGGUCAAAGAGUGGGACCAGGAGAUUAAAGAACACCAGGAGAGCUGGGUGAAUCUGAACAACAUUGUCGCACAUCACAAACAGCAGCUGAUGGACCUGUCUGGCAUCAGUGGUGUCCUUGAGGCUGAUCUUGCAAACAUUCAGGAUGCCAAAAGCAGGGACCAAGCUCAUCUGAUGGAAUUUCAGAGCAAGGCCAAGAAACUCCAAGAGGUGACAGAUGGAAAGUAUCGACCAUCAUCCUCAUCUGGAUCGGUGGAAGCAGCUACGCGGAGCCUAAAGGAACGUUUGCUCGCUGUCAGCGCCGUUAUAGAACGUGUGUGUGAGGAACUUCCUGAUCACCGAGCAGCUCUCAGUGCGCUGUUACUGCCAUUGGCAGCAGGCACACAAAGUCUCUCGGAGAAGGAAACAACAACAUGUGAAUGAGAUGCAAAAUACAGGAGAUAUACAGGCUGCAUUUUUCAGGUGCAUAAUGACAGUUCCGGGAAGACAUGGUUUCCAAAUUCUAGAAAGACAACUUGCAGGCUGGAUCUUUUGAUAUCUUCUAAGGUUCCUCCUUACGUAGCCUUCAUAAAUGCAUAAACUGUGAAGAAUUUGGACAGGCUUGAUGUGUAUUUGAACACCAAGUGGGGUCGAGUCAUGCCGAAAAGUGACAUGCUGCAGAAACUGCGGCCUUCGGAAGAUCCAGCCUGUGAAUUUGGACACGGGUAGAGAUUUUUUUUUAAAAUUGGCAGUUUCAGAAAUAUGUUAUUGAAAAGGGCAAGGUAUCUUUGGCACAAAGGCAGAAAAUAUCUUGGACUGGACUGGUGACAGUCACGGGGCACAUGAAGAGGGCAACUGUCAAAUGGAGAUCCCCCCAGACUCUCAAGCAUCUUUUCUCUUGCAUGCUCAAGAGGAAGUACCAAGAACUUGUGCAUCUUUAAAAUGAAACUCAUAACGUUUUGAUUCAAUUAACCGCUUUCAUGCUCCGUUGAUGAAACCUGCGUGACAGAACAGUUGCUGACUUGUGCUGGCGACUUGGAGUGUCUAUAAGUUCAGCUUACAACUGCACUCAUUCUAAGUGUGGUCAUGGAAAGCUCGAUUUUGAAUUAUAUAUUGUAAUUUGACAAAUGCCGAUUGUGGGACAGGAAAAGUUGCUAAGUAACAAUUAGCUUCCAGCAUGGAAUAGCUGCGAGAUAGAGAACAAGUCGAGGGAUUUGCGCCACCUUAUGGCUACUUCAUCAGUCACAAAAUCAAGCUCAUCCCAUGGCCAUCUCAAUCUCCAGACCUCAACCCCAUUGAAAGAUCGUCAAGUGAGCUCAAGAGUUUAAUGUAAAACCAGGUCGCUGGAUGAUUUGGAGGAUGAAGAUUGAUUGAGAUUUGUUUCUCUGUGUUGUCCCAUCUUGUGAGACGUUACAGGAAAUUAGGUGCUCUUUUGUCAACAAAUGGGGAUUGUAAAAUGUAUUAACAUCAGGGAUACUUAGAAUUGUGGCAGACUU